Molecule: messenger RNA, 3765 nt
Organism: Caenorhabditis elegans
Lineage: Eukaryota; Metazoa; Nematoda; Chromadorea; Rhabditida; Rhabditidae
Gene: T14B4.1
Product: tRNA/rRNA methyltransferase SpoU type domain-containing protein
Exons: 11
Coding region: 4-3681 (1225 amino acids)
Biological process (GO): tRNA methylation; RNA processing
Molecular function (GO): RNA methyltransferase activity; RNA binding; tRNA (guanine) methyltransferase activity
Source: RefSeq, marked reviewed
AUUAUGGGCGAUGCUGAGAGCGAAAUUCAAAUUCGCGCAUAUUGGAAUCGACGAGCUGAAAAUGUCGAUGGAGAUGAAAGUGUGGCUGACUUUCUAGCGUAUCUUCGAAUCGUGGAUCAAAACGAAUUUCAAAUUGCCCUCCCAACUCUGUGCAUUGUAGCUGCCAAAGAUAUCACGGAUUCGAGAAAGAAGGAAUUCGAAGGAAUUUGUGCUGAUGUGUUAUUAGACGCCGAGUCUUCAAGGCCGUCUCGACGAGCAGUUAUUGCAUGUCUGAAGGAAUUUUGCUCUGGUUCUGCAUGGACAGAUUUUUACACUUUGGUAGAAGCUCUUGAGGAGCCCCAGUUUCACAUCAUUCGUCCAGUGUUACCUCGAUUCGACACGCUUCUGAAUUCGGUUCGUGAUGGAAAACUCAAUUUCCAAUGGUUGAAAGUUGCUUUAUUCCGAGCUAUGCUUCAUACAAAUGGAUGGAUUCGAGUUUGGGCGAUUGAGAAAAGUAUUUCAAUUGAUGCAUCGAUUCUAAAGGAUAAUGAUCAUGUGAUUACAUCACUCAUCAUACCGAAUCUCAAUAAUAAUGACGUCUUCUGGAGAAACUUGGAAAAAGGACGAAUGGAUGCAUUUCUGAUUCAACUUGGUUCAAUGUUCAAUUCAAUCAGAGAAACCCCAGAUUUCAUCCGAAAUCUAUUGGUUUCUAUUGAAUUAAUGUCCUGUCCGACUGCAAUUUUCUUUGUUGUAUCCGCUCUCAGAUCAAUUGCCAAAACUGAAAUUCUGAACUCUGACGAUGUUCCAUUAUUGAGAAGAGUUGUUUUGAAAGCGAGAUAUAUUCCACACAAGUCGAUAAGAAUAAUUACGAUUCGCAAUUUGAUAGUUUUUUAUGCAAAAAUUACGAGAUUGGAUGGAACCCUUCUCCACGAGCUUUCAAAUCUAAUAUCCUACAUUUCACAAGAUGCCACAUCUAUAAUGAUAGAUGCCGUGUUCAAAGAAAUUCAAAAUAUUCUCGAUGAAACAUCAUACAUUGCAAAUGAAAACCAGGACGAAAAUGUUUUCCAUCAAACUUUUGGAAAUGAUUCCAAAAAUUUAGGAUUGCAUGCAAAAAUGUGGUGGAUUUCAAUGGGAAAAGCAACCAUUCAGAAGGAAAGAAUGCUGUCAAGACUUCAAUUAGAAGUUUCUGAAUUAUUAGGAGAGAAGCCUACUGCUGAUUUGACAUCUCAAUUGUUUUUACUCAAGGAACGGCCGGAAAAUAUGGAUUUCAGUAGUGAUGUUCUUGAAUGUAUGAAAAACGAUCUAGGUGAAUACAUUCUCACGCAGAUUAUAUCAAACAAAGGUUCCAAACGAGAGCUGGAGCUACUACAAUCGCUUCACAUUCCACUUUUCAAUAAGUACUGUUCCCACCUGAGCAUACCAUUUGCUCUAGCAGUUGUUCAAGUAUUAGGAGAUUUGAAAACAUGCGAAUCAGCUACAGUAUGCCUCACAUUCUUCAACGCUCUUGUCGAAAAUGUUCCAGAAGAGCGCUACGAAACAUUGGCAAUUGAGUUUUACAAGUAUCUCGGAGGAAAUGAAGUUAUCGGAAUGAAAAGGAUGAAAAAAUCGGUAGAGGAAUAUGAAACAAAGGAGUUCAAUCAGAUUUCUGCAACACUUCAUUCUCUUCGAUUGUCCCUGCUCAAUAAAUUUAUAAAAGAUGUUGACGAAAAUCAAUUUCUUUCUGAAUGUGUGGAACAACUUGAUGUGGCUUCAGCUUUCCCAGUUAAACAACAAUUAUGCCUACUAAUUGCAAGAUUUAUCAAGAAAUGUACAGAUCACAAGUUGGCUCUGGAUUGUAUUCGAGCAUCUGCAAGCAUUGUGAAUGAGGAGAAAAAGUCACUGAACAGUCUUCCAGCUCUUCGAUCAUUUUUCCAUGUGGCUCUGAGUGGCCCUCAAAGUGAUCCAGUUAUUGCUCAAGAAUCAAUCGAAUUAUUGGAAGCUCAGUUAGCAGUUGCCAGCCAAAGUACUCCGAUUGCUCUGAUUCUUGUAGAUGCCAUUACAAAGUAUCAAACAAAUUUAGAUGUAAAUUGGGCGCCAUUUAUUGUGAAGCUUGCUUUAUUUGGGCCUGUUCCGAAGAAAGAAUCAAGAGUUAUUUCAUACGCAUAUUCUAUGAUUUUCGAAGAAGAAGGCUCAUAUUUAAAGAAGGAUCAAGUUGAGAGACUCGAUGAAGUCGUUCAAACAGCAAGAUUCAAAGCUGUUUUGUUAGCAUUAAAAUUAUCAACGGUAGUUGAUGGCAACGCCUGGCGAAUCGCACUAAUUGAAGAGAUCUUUAAAGCAUCCGCCAUCAUGGAUCAAAGUUCAAGCCGAUCGUUUGGUCUAUCAAUGGCUCAUCGACAGAAGACGAGGGCAGUAGAAUUGCUGCAUUUAUUGGCUCUGAAAAUUGAAGAUCAAGAAUCUGCUUCGAAAGUUUUUGAUUUCUGCAUCAAUUGUGUCGUGGAUCCAUGCCAACAAUUUUCGAUCAAAUUAAUUGUUGAAUGGACAUUGGCGAUGCUCUGCGUUAAAUUUGAAAAGUUAUUCGAAAAACUCAUCGAUGAAGAGUUUGAGAAAAAUAUGGCUUCCCAAAGAAUUGGCUCAAUUUGCUCAUGGCUCAAUGUCCUAAAUUUAAUCGCUCGCGUGGCACCGAAAUUUGUAGAUUCAUGUCUGGAUAAAGUGAUUGUAUGGUGCACUGCUCAAAAUUUCCCUGUUAGAUGUACAGCUCUAGCUGCAGCUCGUCUCAUGUUCUCGACGUUUGAUAAGGAUCGUCGGAAGAAGUGGAGAAUUGUCAAAGCAAUUGUGAAUUUUGACGCGGAACCGUCUGGAAAUUCGAAAAGAGUCAUUGAUAAUCUAUGUUCCGAUUUCUACUUUGCAAAAUUGCAUAUCAAUGAUCAUUUCAACUUCCAGACAAUCCUCUCAGAAAUUGCGAAACGUACUGGAAUGCCUCCCGAAGAAACAAUUCCAAAUAAUAUUAUCAUGGAGAUGAACAACAUCACACAUCAAAUUAAAUCUAUGAAUGAAGAUCAAGAAUUUCUUUCUGCUCCUUCAGAAGUCUAUUCUGCACUGUCGAAGAAUGCCAGUUGUGCUCCGAGCAUGGAGAAUGAGGAUGUUGGUGAAGAAGAAUCUCCAAUUGAAUUCGAUGAACAACCUGAAAAUACCAAUGCAUCAACUUCGUUCCAACGGAAAAUCGUCAAGGAAAACGAGCUGAACGACGGUGGAAUUUCACUGAUUGUUGUGGCUUCUUUAGUGGAUAAACCGAACAACCUUGGUGGAAUCUGUAGAACGUCUGAAAUUUUUGGAGUUGACACACUUGUCGUUGCCGAUGUUCUCGUCGCCCAGGAUGCGAACUUCAAAGCAUUGAGCAUGAGCUCAGAGAAUUGGCAGAAAAUCGAAGGGGUUAAACGAACAAACUUGCUCCCAUAUCUUCAAAAUCUUCGAGCCAACGGAUACACAGUGAUCGCAGCUGAACAGACGACUGAUAGUGUGAUGAUGCAUGAUUUUGUAUUCCCAAAGAAGGCUGUGAUUGUUAUGGGCGAUGAAAAAGAAGGAGUUCCGGUGAAUCUACUACGCGCAGUUGAUCAAACUGUGGAAAUCAAACAAGUUGGGCAUACUCGAAGUUUGAAUGUGCACGUCACGGCGGCGCUUAUGAUUGCUAAAUUUGCCGAACAAGUCAGAUUUGAUAAAAAUUAAAUAAACUUCCCUUGUUAAAGUUGUUGUUUUUGUUGUUAACUUUCUUUUUUGCUCGUUCUUGAACAAUAAAAUUAAUAAUAAUUA